UAUGCAAACUCUCGCAUUUGAUACGAACUUAACCUAAGGUUAGCUUUGGGCUAGCCAGCUACGCCUUAGCUUUCCUUAGCAAGCUAGUCAGACCUUAUAAAAUGAGGACAGUCGUUUGCUUCUGGUUUCAUUUGCUGCUAUUGCCGUAGGCUUGCAGCCUGAAACUAUAGCAUGCCCGCUACCAACCUCAUGGUGAUAAGAGGUCAUCGAGAUAAGACCCGGACAUCCGGUCCGCGACUCCGUAACCUCCUCGUUGAUCAGUUGACCCCAUUCGAUUUCGUUAUGAUGUUAAAGUUCGAGUCUAUCCUCAAACAAGUGCCCAUCAUUCCCUGAUCCUGUUCGCCUCCCCCACUUCCGCUAGGCUCGCACAAUGUCGUCUCGCCAACCUCGUAUAUUGAUUUGUGGAAACCUUGUUUGGGCUCAUGAAGAGGCCAGACAGUGUUUUGAUGGGCUCGCCGAUCUUGUUGUCAUGGAUUCUCCAAAUCGCGCAGAUUUCCUUGUGGGGCUAAAAUCAGGAGGAAAGUACGAUCAAAUCGUGGGCAUCUACCGGCACAACACCUCCGCAGACCGCAUCGGUGUCUUUGAUGAAGAGAUUAUCGAUGCCCUGGCUGAGACGGGCACUGUUAAGUGGAUCGCGCAUAAUGGUGCGGGUUACGAUCAGAUCGAUGUCUCACGAUGCGCAAACAAAGGUGAUUUCCAUAUCCUGCAUCCGUUGGGUCCUCCAUCAACGACGUUUCACGGGUUCACAUCCAAUUUAGGUAUCAGCGUGUCUAACACCCCUGGCGCUGUUGAUGAUGCGACUGCCACUACGGCGUUGUACCUUGUCAUCUCUUGUCUCAGAAAUUACGCUUGGGCCGAACAAUCCCUUCGCCAAGGGACGUUCAAAUCGGGCCUCGAUCCUGGGCGGGCUCAUGAUGUUACGGGACGCACGCUGGGUAUCUUAGGUCUCGGUGGUAUCGGUCUUAGACUUGCUCAUCUAGUGCACGCAUUCCCUAUGCGCGUUGUCUAUUACUCGAGGAAUAAGUCUGCCAGUGCACCAGAGUGGUGCGAGUACAUCGACAGCUUGGAAGGGCUCUGUCGAGAAAGUGAUGUUCUGAGCUUGCAUGUCCCUCUACGUAACGAGACAGUUCAUCUGGUGGGUGAGAAGGAGAUUCGGACGAUGAAGAAAGGCAGCAUUAUCGUGAAUACCGCGCGUGGAAAGGUCAUUGACGAGGAGGCGAUGAUUCGCGCUCUUGAAGAUGGUCAUUUGUCGUCUGUUGGCCUAGACGUAUACCCAAAUGAACCUCUCGUCAAUCCGCGUUUACUUGAAUUCCCACAAAACGUGCUCCUUCCCCACAUGGGGACAGAGAACCAAGAUUCUCAGCGCCACAUGGAGGUUCGUGCGCUCACUAACUUGAGAGAUUUCCUUCGUGAUGGCCAAGGGAACGAUCUGAUCCCCGAGUUGCGGAGUAAACUGUGAUGGUCAAUUCUGAAAUAUUGCAAUAAGAUGGCAUACAUGUAUAUUCAAGCUCCAUGCGCACAUAUGGGCGGUAUUGGAACAGUUCCAUCAGAUAUGCCACU
Molecule: messenger RNA, 1560 nt
Organism: Suillus fuscotomentosus
Lineage: Eukaryota; Fungi; Basidiomycota; Agaricomycetes; Boletales; Suillaceae
Product: D-isomer specific 2-hydroxyacid dehydrogenase
Exons: 4
Coding region: 371-1459 (362 amino acids)
Cellular component (GO): cytosol
Molecular function (GO): NAD binding; glyoxylate reductase (NADPH) activity; hydroxypyruvate reductase [NAD(P)H] activity
Source: RefSeq, a predicted model, not a curated record